Carassius auratus (goldfish) is the source of this 2965-nucleotide messenger RNA. Its product is annotated as zinc finger protein 271-like. The transcript is spliced from 3 exons. Bases 361 to 2466 code for a protein of 701 amino acids. The record is from RefSeq and is a predicted model, not a curated record. Lineage: Eukaryota; Metazoa; Chordata; Actinopteri; Cypriniformes; Cyprinidae.
GUGGAAACUAGAUUGUAAGCCUAUUGUCUGAAUCACACUCCGAAGCAGAAGGUGGCGGUAAUGCACCAAAAGCUGGUUGCCAACCGCCGUUAAAAACAAAGAACAAGAAGACGAAGAUAAACGCCAUUAGACCUCAGAAAAAGAAGAAGAAGAUUAGUUUCACCGCGCUCUCUGUUGUUUUGUCGUGGUGAUAGUUUAAUACAAACUGUUAGAAAUGUUGUUUCUGUAAGUGGAAAAAUACAGUUUUUGAAUCAGGUCAUUAAACGCCUGUAAUAUUCUCAUCAUCACAGUCGUGACUUAGUUUUGAAUCAAGCAGGAAAUUCUGGAGGAAUAUCAGCUGAACUGAGAUCUGCUGAGAAUAUGGAGUUUGUUAAAGAGGAGAGUGAGGAAAGCACGAGUGAAAUAAAACAAGAGGAACCAGAAACCUGGAAAAUACAACACAUGGGACCAGAAACCUGGAAAAUAAAAGAAGAGGAACCAGAAACCUGGAGAAUAAAAGAAGAGGAACCAGAAACCUGCAGAACAAAACACGAAGAACUAGAAAUAUUGAGAAUAAAACAGGAGGAACCAGAAUCCUGCAGAAUAAAACACGAGGAACCAGAAAUAUUGAGAAUAAAACAUGAGGAAUCCGAAACCUGCAGAAUAAAACAUGAGGAACAAGGAGAGUUCAUCGAAGAGAUAGAGGAGUAUGAAGAAUCAAGUGAAGUUGAGGAGAAAAAUCAUAUCAAAACUGGAGGAAAACCUUUGAAAGAUCUAAAGAAAAAAAGAGUCAAGAAAUCUUUCACCUGCACUCAGUGUGGAAAGAGUUUCACACACAAAGCAAGUUAUGGGCGUCACAUGAGAAUUCAUAUUGUAGAGAAACCUUUCACUUGUGAUCAGUGCGGGAAGAGUUUCAAACAAUCAGCAAACCUUAAGAGACACAUGAAGAUCCACACUGGAGAGAAACCGUACACAUGUGAUCAAUGUGGUGAAAUGUUUUUAUGGGCUUCACGUCUUAAGAAACACUAUAAAUUUCAUUCAAAGGAAAAACCACAUUCAUGUUAUUUGUGUGGUAAGAGUUUUUGGAAUCUACAAAGUUUGAAAGUACAUCAGAAAGUACAUACUAGUGUGAGAGAGUACAUGUGCUUUGAGUGUAAAAAGACAUUUAGUUCAGUGAGCAAUUUAAAACAGCACGAGAGGAUCCACACUGGAGAGAAACCUUAUAAGUGUUCACAAUGUGACCAGAGAUUUAAACAAUCAACACAUCUGAAAACACAUGAGAGGAUCCACACUGGAGAGAAACCAUAUAAGUGUUCACACUGUGACAAGAGAUUCAGAAAUUCAUCACGUCUGAAACUACAUGAGAGGAUCCACACUGGAGAGAAACCAUAUAAAUGUUCACACUGUGACAAGAGAUUCAGAGAUUCAUCAAGUCUGAAAACACAUGAGAGGAUUCACUCUGGAGAGAAACCUUAUAAGUGUUCACACUGUGACCAGAGAUUUAAUCAAUCAGCACAUCUGAAAACACAUGAGAGGAUCCACACUGGAGAGAAACCAAAUAAGUGUUCACACUGUGACAAGAGAUUCAGAGAUUCAUCAAAUCUGAAAACACAUGAGAGGAUCCACACUGGAGAGAAACCGUAUAAAUGUUCACACUGUGACAAGAGAUUCAGAGAUUCAUCAAGUCUCAUAACACAUGAGAGGAUCCACACAGGAGAGAAACCGUAUAAAUGUUCACACUGUGACAAGAGAUUCAGAGAUUUAUCAAGUCUGAUAACACAUGAGAAGAUUAACUCUGGAGAGAAACCUUAUAAGUGUUCACACUGUGACCAGAGAUUUAAUCAAUCAACACAUCUGAAAACACAUGAGAGGAUCCACACUGGAGAGAAACCAUAUAAGUGUUCACAAUGUGACAAGAGAUUCAGAGAUUCAUCAAGUCUGAUAACACAUGAGAGGAUCCACACAGGAGAGAAACCGUAUAAAUGUUCACACUGUGACAAGAGAUUCAGAGAUUCAUCAAGUCUGAUAACACAUGAGAAGAUCCACACUGGAGAGAAACCGUAUAAAUGUUCACACUGUGACAAGAGAUUCAGAGAUUCAUCAAGUCUUAAAAUACAUGAGAGGAUUCACUCUGGAGAGAAACCUUAUAAGUGUUCACAGUGUGACCAGAGAUUUAAUCAAUCAACACAUCUGAAAACACAUGAGAGGAUCCACACUGGAGAGAAACCAAAUAAGUGUUCACACUGUGACAAGAGAUUCAGUGAUCCAUCAAAUCUGAAAACACAUGAGAGGAUCCACACUGGAGAGAAACCGUAUAAAUGUUCACACUGUGACAAGAGAUUCAUUGUUUCAUCACAUCUGAAAAGACAUGAGAGGAUUCACACCGGAGAGAAACAUUUUAAGUGUUCACACUGUGACAAGACUUAUAUAGAUUCAUCAAGUUUGAAAAGACAUGAGAGGAUCCACACUGGAGAGAAACCGUUUUAAUGCACUGUUUGAGAUGUUCCUCAAUGAACAGCUGUUGAAUGGCAUGCUCGUCCCAAAAGGGUGUGGAGGAGAAAUGUGACAUAUCCAUUUAAAGUAAUUCUUCUCCGGACUGGUGUUGAUCGGUUAUCUUCUUUUGAGAGGUAAGUACUUUGCUUAUAAUGCUAUUCAUGAAAUUGUGAUGUUGAUUGUAAACAAAUUAAACUAACAGCAUUUCACAUUGUUGACCAAUAGAUGCCAUUGCCAGUCAGAGACUUGUUGUACAGAGAGAGCAGAGUGAGACACAGUUUGCAGAAAUUCUCAGAAGCACGUUUCCACAGCUUCAAGGGAGAGAGUUUGAAUUGUGCAGGGUUGAUGCACAGAGGUAGGUUUCACGUUUGAGUUACAUUUACAUUUACAUUUAAUCAUUUAGCAGACGCUUUUAUCCAAAGCGAUUUACAAAUGAGAACAAUAGAAGCAGUCAGGUCAACAAGAGAACAACAACAGUAUACAAGUGCCAUGA